UAUAUCCUGAUAGCUUGACCACCUAGUCCUGGGACAGCCGGAGGCUAUAAAGAGCAUGUUUAACUACCGCCGUUAGACAAUUUACACUAUUGCAGGUGUAUCCGUCAAUAAUUACAAUGUUAUGACUAUCGUUGUAAGGUAGCCGUCAGACUAAAUCGUUGUCCGUUCAGCUUUAACCGUCCUUGUUGUCGCCACGGUAACGGCUAGCUUAACGUCUUAUCAUGUGGGUUUUCGGUUACGGGUCUCUUAUAUGGAAAGUGGAUUUUCCUUAUGAGGAAAAAAGAAUUGGCUACAUAAAAGGCUUCAGCCGUCGGUUUUGGCAGGGCAGCACCGACCACCGGGGAGUACCGGGUAAGCCUGGUCGGGUGGUGACACUGGUGGAGGAUCCUGAGGGAUGUGUUUGGGGCGUUGCCUACAAGCUGCCGACAGGCCGGGAGCAAGAAGUGAAGAGUUACCUCGACUACCGAGAAAAAGGUGGUUAUCAGGUCAUUACGGUGACCUUUCACCCCCGUCCACCACUCUCUACUCCGCCCAGCCAGACGCUCCUCUACAUUGGCUCUCAGGACAAUCCAGACUACCUCGGGCCCGCCCCUCUGGAGGAGAUCGCCAACCAGAUAGUCAGCUCUACCGGUCCAAGUGGGCAGAACACGGAGUACCUGUUUCAGCUGGCUGAUGCUGUGAGAACAAUUCUGCCUGAGGACUCAGACACACACCUGUUCUCUCUAGAAAGUUUAGUGAAAGAAAGAGUACACAGCGUGCAGAAACACUCACACACUCAAACAGGUUGAUUGUAAUUAAAUAACAAAUAAAACUUGAUCAAUGCUAUAUACCAGGCUGGGUUUGUCAAUUAAUCUCAGGGUUUAGAAAUAUAUAUAUAUAUACGUACAUGGGGCCUAUGUGGAUAUUUGCCAGGUGCAGAAAACAUGUUGACAAAGUCUGUUUCUAGAGCAACGCUACAAGUAAAUGUCACCAUUGUGUGUCAUGCAGAAAAAUAUGUACUGUACUGAAAGUAUGUACUGAAAGCUGCUACAAAAUAAGGAAUAUGUAAAAUACAUGGAGGCACUUAUUGUAAUUCAGACUACUACUAAUGAAUAAAUCUGAGUGAAUACAUCCAAAUGCACGUGUACAUGGUCUGUUUUAAUAUGUUUUUAAACAUAAGAGCAUCAUGUGAUGUACGCAUGUGUGUACAGGGUGAA
Centropristis striata (black sea bass) is the source of this 1196-nucleotide messenger RNA. It is a transcript of the gene chac2, whose product is annotated as ChaC, cation transport regulator homolog 2 (E. coli). The transcript is spliced from 3 exons. Gene Ontology annotation, biological process: glutathione catabolic process. Lineage: Eukaryota; Metazoa; Chordata; Actinopteri; Perciformes; Serranidae. Gene Ontology annotation, cellular component: cytoplasm. The record is from RefSeq and is a predicted model, not a curated record. Gene Ontology annotation, molecular function: glutathione specific gamma-glutamylcyclotransferase activity; gamma-glutamylcyclotransferase activity. The coding region runs from base 222 to 788 and encodes 188 amino acids.